This is a messenger RNA of Meleagris gallopavo (turkey), 3045 nucleotides long. NCBI's taxonomy places the organism in Eukaryota, Metazoa, Chordata, Aves, Galliformes, Phasianidae. The record is from RefSeq and is a predicted model, not a curated record.
CUUCUUUCUGUUUGCAGAUUUGUUUGUAAAUGCAUCAUAAACAGACAGCCCAGAAUGAAGAAAGCAAGCAGGAGUGUUGGCUCAGUGCCCAAAGUGCCUGGAGUAAAUAAGACUCAAACAACUGAAAAAACCAAACCGGAGAGCGGCUCCUCACUGUCUGCAGUAACAAAACUCUCCAAACCCGGGACAUCAGCAUCCCUUUUGAAGACUAAGAGCAACGAUGACCUCUUAGCAGGGAUGGCCAGUGGCAGUGGAGUGACAAUGACCAACGGUGUCAAGGCAAAGAAGAGCACGUGUGCAUCAACAGUGUCUUCAGCUACAGGGACAACCAUGAACACUUUGGAAAAUAAACCUAAAACUGUUGCAGGUUCCACAGCUAAGCGUAGCACUUCAUCUGGAACUAAAGAAUCGAGCUCUUCUAGGGAGAGAAUACGUGAUCGUUCCCGCUUAAGCCAGAGUAAAAAACUGCCUGUGGCUGGACAGGGCAGCAGUGAUACAGUACUGGCAAAACGUUCCCGCAGUCGCACCAAUCCGGAAUCGGAUAUUCGGAUGAGCAAGUCCAAAUCAGACAAUCAGAUCAGUGACAAAGCUGCAUUGGAAGCAAAGGUGAAUGAUCUUCUGACGUUAGCAAAAACUAAAGAUGUGGAAAUCUUGCAUCUGAGAAAUGAACUAAGGGACAUGCGUGCUCAGUUGGGACUUAAUGAAGACCAAGUUGAAGGUGAUGAAAAAUCUGAAGAAAAAGAGGCCAUUGUUGUCCAUCAGCCGACUGAUGUAGAGUCUACGUUGCUACAGUUACAGGAACAAAACACUGCCAUCCGAGAAGAGCUCAACCAGCUGAAGAAUGAGAACCGAAUGUUAAAAGACAGACUAAAUGCAUUAGGCUUCUCUUUGGAACAAAGGCUGGACAACUCUGAGAAACUCUUUGGCUAUCAGUCUUUGAGUCCGGAGAUUACAGCUGGCAACCACAGUGAUGGCGGCGGUACUCUGACAUCUUCUGUAGAAGGUUCUGCUCCUGGAUCAAUGGAAGAUUUGCUAAGUCAGGAUGAACACACUUUGAUGGACAACCAGCAUAGUAACUCCAUGGAUAAUUUAGAUAGCGAGUGCAGUGAAGUUUAUCAGCCACUGACAUCGAGUGAUGAUGCUUUAGAUGCUCCAUCAUCUUCAGAGUCUGAAGGCGUACCAAGUAUAGAAAGAUCUAGAAAAGGAAGCAGUGGCAAUGCGAGCGAAGUGUCCGUAGCUUGUCUGACAGAGCGGAUACAUCAGAUGGAAGAGAACCAGCACAGCACAGCAGAAGAGCUCCAGGCCACGCUUCAAGAGCUUGCAGAUCUGCAGCAAAUAACGCAAGAGCUAAACAGCGAGAACGAAAGACUUGGAGAGGAAAAAGUCAUUCUGAUGGAAUCUUUGUGCCAGCAAAGCGAUAAGUUGGAACAUUUCAGCCGUCAGAUAGAGUAUUUUCGAUCUCUUUUAGAUGAACACCAUAUUUCCUAUGUAAUUGAUGAAGAUAUGAAAAGUGGUCGCUACAUGGAGUUGGAGCAGCGUUACAUGGACCUUGCAGAGAACGCCCGGUUUGAGCGGGAGCAGCUCUUAGGUGUUCAGCAGCACUUGAGCAACACUUUGAAGAUGGCAGAACAAGACAAUAAGGAGGCCCAAGAAAUGAUAGGGGCAUUGAAGGAACGCAAUCACCACAUGGAACGGAUCAUUGAGUCAGAACAGAAAAGCAAAACAGCAAUAGCAUCGACCUUAGAGGAGUACAAAGCCACGGUUGCCAGCGACCAGAUAGAGAUGAACAGGCUGAAAGCUCAGUUAGAGCACGAGAAGCAGAAAGUGGCUGAGUUGUAUUCGAUACACAACUCUGGAGACAAAUCAGAUAUACAAGAUUUGCUAGAAAGUGUCAGGCUGGAUAAAGAAAAAGCAGAGACACUGGCCAGCAGUCUGCAAGAGGAGCUGGCGCACACUCGCAAUGAUGCCAAUCGAUUGCAAGAUGCCAUUGCUAAGGUUGAAGAUGAAUACAGAGUAUUCCAAGAAGAAGCCAAGAAACAAAUAGAGGAUCUUAAUGUGACUCUAGAAAAACUUCGGGCAGAGCUAGAUGAGAAAGAAACUGAGAGAAGUGACAUGAAAGAAACUAUCUUCGAGUUGGAGGAUGAAGUAGAGCAGCAUCGUGCUGUGAAGCUUCAUGACAAUCUCAUCAUAUCUGAUUUGGAGAAUACAGUUAAAAAACUUCAGGACCAAAAGCACGACAUGGAAAGAGAGAUCAAGAAUCUUCACAGGAGACUCCGGGAGGAGUCAGCAGAAUGGCGUCAGUUCCAAGCUGAUCUCCAGACUGCAGUGGUUAUAGCAAAUGAUAUAAAGUCUGAGGCCCAGGAAGAGAUAGGAGACCUAAAGCGAAGAUUACAUGAAGCUCAGGAAAAAAAUGAGAAGCUCACUAAAGAGUUGGAGGAAAUCAAGUCACGCAAGCAGGAAGAGGAACGCGGGCGAGUGUACAAUUACAUGAAUGCUGUAGAGAGAGAUUUGGCAGCUCUGAGACAGGGAAUGGGCCUGAGCCGCAGAUCGUCCACCUCCUCGGAGCCAACUCCGACUGUCAAAACACUCAUCAAGUCCUUUGACAGUGCCUCCCAAGUUCCAAGUCCUGCUGCUGCCACAAUUCCUCGCACUCCUCUGAGCCCGAGUCCCAUGAAGACGCCCCCAGCUGCUGCUGUAUCCCCUAUGCAGAGGCAUUCUAUAAGCGGACCAAUCUCUGCUUCUAAACCCCUUGCUACACUGACAGACAAAAGACCAAGCUAUGCUGAAAUCCCUGUUCAAGAACAUUUGUUGAGAACGUCUUCUACCAGCAGACCAGCGUCUUUGCCAAGAGUUCCUGCAAUGGAAAGUGCCAAAUCUAUUUCGGUGUCUCGAAGAAGUAGUGAAGAAAUCAAACGGGAUAUCAGUGCACCCGAUGGAGCAUCUCCAGCAUCUCUUAUGGCAAUGGGUACCACCUCACCACAGCUGUCCCUCUCAUCCUCCCCUACAGCAUCAGUCACCCCUACAACCAGAAGUCGAAUAAGGUAA